AUGGGAUGUACAUCUUCAAUUGAAUAAACUACUAUCAUCUCUAGUAAGGCUGGAAAACCUAAAUUGACUAAAUCAAUGUCAACAAGCUCUAUUGUUUGCUAUAGGAAUUCUAAAAUAAGAGAAAAUGUGACAAUACUUAAUUAAGGCAAAUCAUAGCUUGAUUGUUAAUUCAUCACUCAAGUGUUGAAGAAACACUAUAUAUUUUAUUAAUUGAAUGAAGAAUCUAUCUAGAACAUUAUUAAACAUAUGUUCUAUUGUUUGAUCAAAUAAAAUCAUCAUUUAUACUAGAAUAUUAAUGCUCCAUCUUGUAUGUUCCUUAUUGAUAAAGGUUAAUUAAAAACAUAGAAUUUCACACUAUUUCAACCAGGUUCUAUUGUUGGUGAAGAUAAUUUGUUAUUAGGAUCAAUUAAAUUUAUUGAAGCUAUUGAAGACACAUAUAUGUGGUGUUUAGAUAGAAUACAAUUCAAUAAAGCAAUUUAAUAUAUUACAACUCAAUCCUUUGUUACUAAUAGAGCAUUCUUAUAAUAAUAAUAUUUAUUCUAAUAUUUCAGCUAAAAUUAAUUAGAUGGAAUUGCUGCAAAUAUAUUACCAGUUCAAUAUCAAAAAAAUUAAGUAAUGUUUUCAGAUGAUGCCUUUGUAAUUAUUAAAAAUGGAGAAGCUUCAUUAUUUAAAGGCAAUAAAUUUUCAAAGACUCUUUCUCGAAGAGAUACAUAUGGUACUUUAUAUAAAUUGAAUAAACCUAAAAAUACAAAAGUCAGAGCUAUAAUAGAAACACAAUGUCUUAUACUUACAUAACCUAAAUUAAUUGAAGUAAUUGGAUUCAAUAUUCAAAAAUAAAUUUAUUAAGCAAUUAUAAGACAUGUAUUGAUUGAAAUAGAAAUACCUGGAUUAGAAAUAGAGAAGAUUUUAGAAAAAGAAUAAUAUAAAUUAAAAAUAUAUAACAAUGAAUCAAUAAAAUAAAGAUAAAUUCAUGAAGAUUUAAGUAUAAUAGUUGAUGGAUCUGUUGAUUGUGAAGGUGAAACUUUAAAAUUAGGAGAAUUCAUUUCUGAUUAAUUUGAUAAUUCACUUUAUGUUGCUAAUGGUACUAUAGCAAUAAUUUAAAGAGAUUCUCUUUACAUAGAAGAUUAUAUUAUAGAAGAAAGUUCAGAUGAUGAAUCUAUAAAAUGUAAACCUAGAUUCAUAGAAUUAAAAUAACUAUAAAUCAUAAGAAGAAAUUCUAAUAAUAUAAUUAAUUUGGUUCAAUUUAAAUAAUAAAAUUAUAUUCUCAGAUAGAUCAAUAAAUAAUCUCAACAAAAAACAUAAUAGGAAAGAAGAAUGAAAUCAUAAAAAAAAAUAUUCGAAAUUUUAAAAUGUCCUAAUGUAUCUAAAUAUUAUCAAUUCUAUGAAGAUAAUACAUCCUAUUAUUUUUUAUUUUAAUUUAUUGAUGGUACACUUUUAUCAGAAAGAAGAUUAACAUUACCUUAAAUUUAAUCAUCAAUACUAUAAAUGAUAUCAAUCUUAGAUGCUUGCUAUAAAAAUUCUAUUAUUUGUAGAUCCAUUAAAUUAGAUAAUUUUUUGAUUGAUUAUUAAGCAAAUGUCUAUUUGAUAAAUCUUUUAAAUGCUAAACAAGCCUCAAGAACAUAUACAAUUAUUGGUUCUCCACAUUAUAUGGCUCCAGAAAUACUUGAAGGAAGAGGAUAUGAUUGUAAUAGUGAUGUCUGGAGUUUAGGUGUUUGUUUAUAUGAAUUAUUAUUUGAAUCAGUACCUUAUGGUUAAGCAUUAGAUGAUCCAUAUUAGAUUUAUGAAGAAAUUAUAGGUUCAUCUGAAUUAGAGUUUCCUGAUAGUUAUAAAGAUGAAUAAGGUAAAAGUUUAAUGAAAUAAUUGAUCAAUAAGAAUGUGUAUUAAAGAAUAGGUUCUAAUUUCGAUUAAUUAAAAAAUCACUCAUGGUUCAGUUCAUUAGAUAUUUCAAAUAUUUCUCCAAUUGAAUCAUAAAUAGAAAUAAGAUGUUGA
Molecule: messenger RNA, 1989 nt
Organism: Paramecium pentaurelia
Lineage: Eukaryota; Ciliophora; Oligohymenophorea; Peniculida; Parameciidae
Source: the annotation of a GenBank genome assembly